Nelumbo nucifera (sacred lotus) is the source of this 975-nucleotide messenger RNA. RefSeq names its product endo-1,3;1,4-beta-D-glucanase-like. Lineage: Eukaryota; Viridiplantae; Streptophyta; Magnoliopsida; Proteales; Nelumbonaceae. Gene Ontology annotation, molecular function: hydrolase activity. The record is from RefSeq and is a predicted model, not a curated record.
GUAGAUAUACAACUAUACAGGUCCAAAAAGACGCGGGUACGAUUCCCGCAACACCAACCUUUGGUUCUCUCUCUUGUUGUGUGGAUUGGAUUCUUGGUGAAGAAAGAUGUCAGGUCCUCAGUGCUGUGACAAUCCACCCACCCUUUGCUCAAGCUGCGGGGAAGGGUCCGUUCUGGAACUAGGAGGCCUCAAGGCUUACGUUGCUGGCUCCCAAGAUUCUAAACGUGGAAUCCUUCUCGUUUCUGACAUAUUUGGAUAUGAAGCACCAAACUUGAGGAAGCUUGCAGAUAAAAUCGCAGCUGCUGGGUUCUAUGUGGUAGUUCCUGACUUCCUUUAUGGAGAUCCCUAUGUACCUGAUAAUGCUGAAAGGCCUUUACCAGUCUGGAUAAAAUCUCAUGGACCGGACAAAGCAUUUGAAGAUGCAAAACCUGUUAUUGAUGCUCUAAAAGUUAAAGGCAUAACUGCAAUUGGAGCUGCAGGAUUUUGCUGGGGUGCGAAAGUGGUUGUGCAACUAGCAAGGUUUGAUCAGAUUCAAGCUGCAGUGCUUUUACAUGCUUCAUUUGUCACGGUUGAUGAUAUCAAGGAGGUUAAGGUUCCCAUUGCUGUGCUUGGAGCUGAGAUUGAUAAGAUGUCUCCACCGGAACUCUUGAAACAGUUUGAGGAGGUUUUAUCUUCUAAAUCUGAGGUUGAUGGUUUUGUGAAGAUUUUUCCUGGGGUUGCACAUGGAUGGACAGUUAGGUACAGUGCUGAAGACAAGGCAGUCGUGAAGUCUGCUGAGGAGGCUCAUCGGGACAUGCUGGAGUGGUUUACCAAAUAUUGUUGAGAAAGAAGAUGCUGGACCAUAUUGUGGAAACACAUUAGACCAUUUAAAAUUGCUUUACGGUAUUGUUAAGAAGGGGAAAACAAAAGAUACUCACUGUGUUUGGUGUCCAAUGUUAUAGUUGAUUAGCUUAUUUGUUUUGUUUUUUUUUUUAA